CCGAAAACAUAAACGAGGUGGAUAGAAAAAAUUUGCUAGUGAAAAAAGAAUAAAACCACGCAUUUCAUGAAUUUAAUCUACGAUAAUUAAGAGUACUUUGCAAAAACUCGAGCAGCUGCGCAAUCAAACGUAAUGAGUGCAAGUGAAGAACCAGAAGCAGCACUCUAUGCUGCGUUAGAGCAACAUUUCGGGCACAAAAGUUUCAAAUCAGAAUUACAACGGAGUGCAAUAGAAUGUGCGGUGGAGAAAAAGCGCGACAUAUUCGUGUCUAUGCCCACCGGUUCUGGCAAAUCGUUGUGCUACCAGCUGCCAGGCGUGUUAUGCGAGAAUCAGAUUACAAUAGUAUUCUCACCAUUGUUGGCGCUCAUCAAAGAUCAAAUUGACCACUUGGGCAAACUUAGAAUACGCGCUGAUUCGUUGAAUUCAAAAAUGUCGACAAAAGAGCGUGAUGCGGUGAUAAGUGACUUGAAAGCAAUGCGUCCCAGCAUACGCUUUUUGUAUAUUACGCCCGAGCAGGCGGCAACACAAUUUUUCCAAGAUCUCCUUCAAACGUUGGUAAAAUACGACAAAAUAGCUUACUUCGCCGUGGAUGAAGCGCACUGCGUGUCACAAUGGGGUCACGACUUUCGGCCUGAUUAUCUGAAGCUUUGCUCGCUGCGACGCAGAUACAAUAACAUAGUAUGGAUGGCGUUGACAGCGACUGCUUCACGGCAAGUACGUGAAGACAUCUUUCAAUAUUUAGCUCUCAAGCAACCAGUUGCCAAAUUCACAACUCCUAGCUUUCGGAAGAAUCUCUACUACGAUAUAGUGUUUAAGAAUUCGAUAGAGGAUGAUUUUCAGCAUUUAGCAGCAUUUGCAUUGCAUUGUUUCGGCGAUACGGAGGAGUUCAAGAGCGUACCAGCACCAAAGCGUGGUUGUGGCAUUGUAUAUUGUCGUACGCGUGAGAACGUGGAGCGUGUAGCAUAUGGCAUAUCUAAGCAAGGUGUAGGUGCAGUUGCAUAUCAUGCUGGCUUGAAAGCCGCCGAGCGCAUACAAGUGCAAGAACAAUGGAUGAACGGCGAAUACCCGGUGAUAUGUGCGACUAAUAGUUUUGGCAUGGGUGUGGAUAAGCCAUCCGUGCGUUUUGUUAUACAUUGGGAUGUGCCACAAAAUGUGGCAGCCUACUAUCAGGAAUCAGGUCGCGCUGGACGCGAUGGCUUGCAGUCAUACUGUCGGUUGUACUACGGCAGAGAGGAUGUAAAGUCAAUACAAUUUCUUUUGCAAAAUGAUUUGAAUCGUUCAAGAUCUUCCAGCUGCUCUGGAAAGCAAGAACAAUCACAGCGUGCAAUUAAGAAUUUUGAAGAAAUCGUGAGCUUCUGCGAAAGUCUGCGAUGUCGCCAUAAAUUAUUUUCCGAUUACUUUGGUGAUCCUCCGCCUGACUGUAACGGUCAGUGCGACGUUUGCAAGCACCCAAAGAAAAUUGAAAAGGCUUUGGAAAUGUUCCACAAACUAUGCAUGGAUGGCAGAUUCAAAUCAAGUGUAUCGCUCGAAGACAGCACAGAUUUGUAUGAAGGCGGUCGUGCUGCUAUUAAGCGUUUAAAUGAAGACUAUGGCGAAUCCGACAGUAAUUCGGAUGCAAGUCACGAACAGCUGGCUAAGAAGGCCAAGAGGGAGACGGAAGAUUUCAUACGCAAACAAUUUCAACUGCGCAAGCAAUUGAAUGCGGCACGCGAGGUGGAAAAAGAGAGCAAAGCGCAGAUAACAAGAGUCAAGCAUGCGCCAUCAUCAGGGGUUAAAGUAUCCGGUUUAACGACAGCGAUACGAGAGAACUAUCUAAGUGCAAUCAUCAGUGCUUUGAAGUUAAACGCCGAACAAUGUAAAGAAGACGAUCCUCGGCGGGAUCUACGGCAUCGUGAUUACGAAGCCAUUGCCAUAGAUAUAGAGUAUGAAUGUUUUUCCAAGGUGAAGGUUGCCAAUAUGUAUCGACAUUCGCUGGCCAAAGAGCUUUCAGCCAUACGCCAACAAACGAACAAAGAGCUGCUGAUGCCGAUUCUUCGUGACUAUGUUGCGCGGCCGGAAACCAGCCAACAGAGUGUUUGGACCGGUGGUAGUGUUGAAUAUUUCGAGCGUAAGUUGAAAGAAUUGGAAGACGCACGACCAUCAUCGCCCAAUGCGGCCGCGAAGUGUAGUGGCACAUCUAAAGAUCUUCCGAAGGCUUUGCGGCAUAAAAAGAGCUACAAACAAGAUACGGCCAAACAGACGAAAAUUGGUAGCUUUUUUGAGAAAGAGAAGAAAACUAAAGAGGAAGGUGAUGAGUGUUCGCCUAUUAGCAGCAGCAGUGAGAGCCAAGAACUUAAUGCCAACGAAAAUGGAACCGUUAAGACGGAACGCGAAGAGCCUUCAGAAGAUAUGGAACAAAUAAGCACGGAAGAAGAGAAGCUGGACGAAUACUCUAUUAAAUUUGAAGCAGUAGAGCCUUCAAAAUUAGAGGACUCUUUCGAUGCAAUUGAUAAAGACGAGACUCUAAAAAAUGAAAGCGAAUGCAAGAAAAUAGAUGAUGACCUCGAGGAUAUAAGCGAUAAGGAAAUUAACUCAAAUGAAUAUAAAAUGAGCGAAGAUGAGGAAACGAAAGACAAAAACAAUGUUACAGGUUUAGACAAAAAAGAUAAUCAUGUCACCAAAGCAAAAACUUUGAAAAUGGAUUCCUUGUUCGGCAAUGAAGAUUGGGAUGAUACGGCAGAGGAGAUGUUGGAGAGCUCAAUUAAGUAUCCAACUAAGAAAGAUGACGGCAAAAUGAAAACCCUUUUCGGUGACGAAUCAGAUAUAUCUACAACAAACAAAUCGGACAGCUCCUCCAGAACGGGCAUUAGAAAUGAAGAUGAUGACUACUACGACUCGCAAAUUCAUCAUAAACGUAAGCAUAGAACAUCACAUUAUAGCAAAACAAAGGAAAAAUCCCCACUACACAGCUAUAAAACUUCGGUUAGCUAUGAUGCAUACUAUCAGUCAGCAACCAGUUCAACAACACACCAUCACAAAUCAUCAGCCAGCGCCACAUUAGCCACACAUCAAUACAAAUCAGAUUCUUCAUCCGCUAGUUCAUCGUCACGUCGCAAACACAAACACAAACGUCAUUCUAAACAUAAGCACAGUGAUGACGAUUUAGAUGAACUAGAUAUGUAUGAGAACUCGUCAUCGACAAAGUGCAAAUACCAGGAUGCUUUCGAGGAUUCGGUGAAGUAUGAGAAAUCCGUGAAAGAAAAGCUCAAAGCACUACGUGCAGAAUGGCAGGAAUUCGAGGGGGAAUCCGAUAAGAAGCUGGAGGAGUCUGAAGACUCCUUAGAUGAAUUAGAACAACUUGCGUUGAGUAAAAAGAAAAUAGAAGAAGAACUAAAAGCACUAGAAGAAUUGGAAAGAGCCAAUGCAGAAAAAGCAGCGGCACAGAAAAAUUCGCUUUUAGAUGAUGAACAAACAUCAUCGAAAGCGGAUGCAAAAUCAAAUGAAAAGGAUGCUACCAAAAACACUAUAGGUGGCGGUCUGAGAGUGGAAGAUGUGGCAAGACAAAACGACUGGUAUGCGUCUAAGCGAAUGAAGGAAUCAUCCAAAUCCACGGAAAGCGACCUUAACGGCGGCAAGUCGAAAUUCGCUCUGCCAAAAAGCAACAUCAGUGCCAGCGAAAAUGUAGUAAAGAGUGGCGAUUAUCAUCGCAAACCAACGCUGAGACCCGAACAAAAUUCUAGACAUUCUUCAAAUGAAAGACAAGCGCGUCUUAACGCUGCCAAACAUAAAACGGAUGUGAGUAAAUCCGUUGUGGAUUUGCUGAAUCCUUAUUACAAAAAGAAGAUCGCUACGAAAGAACUUUUUAAAACAUUGGCCAAAAGAAUAACAAAUCGUGUAUGUGACGGCAAACUUGAGUUCUCACAUUGCAAGUCAUACAUACGUGAUAAUUUCCUAGCAAUCACGGAGAUCGGCACAGAAGCAGAUAUCGAAAGAUACUUUCCGCUUACUUGAAUAAAUAGCAGGCUUAAGAAAAAAUAAUUAGGCUUAGCUGUAACUUGUAUUAUACCUUUCAUGAAAAUUAUUACCACCAAUGUAAUGUUUAUUUAUUUUUCGUUAUAAAUAGGCAGGUUAACAUUGCAUUUCCUUUACAUCCAUUUAAAAAGGACGCAUUUUAAACAAUUGAAUUGCAUUAAUAUUUUAAUUGUUUUUGUUUUUUUAAAUUUAUUUAAACUGAAAUCUGCCACUCUGCCGUAAUUUUCAAGAAAGGUAUACUUUAUUUAUAAAAAACUUCCAAAAUCCAUCACAUAUAGAUAUUUUUCACUAAUUGGAAAAUAACUAAUUUUAGCUUCGGUAAUUCUAAAAUGCUCAGUAAAAACUAAUUUCCCUUAAUUUCAUGACCAAAUAUAAAAUGAAUUUUGAAUAUAUAUAUUUCUGUUGGCUGUUAACGGCUUUUGCUUCCUAUAAUUUCUUGUUUACAUAGACUUUUGUUUCAUAUGUAUGUAUUAGAGUGUAAGACAGUAUUUGAUGAAUGUAAUAUAUAUACAUAUUAUUUUAGUAUAUUAUAAUUGAAUAUUAAUAUGUAAAUAUUAAAAUAUGAAAUAUAAUAUCAGAAAAUAUGGACCAGUGCUAUAUUUUAAACACA
Messenger RNA from Ceratitis capitata (Mediterranean fruit fly), 4621 nucleotides. RefSeq lists its product as uncharacterized. Lineage: Eukaryota; Metazoa; Arthropoda; Insecta; Diptera; Tephritidae. Gene Ontology annotation, biological process: double-strand break repair via homologous recombination. The transcript is spliced from 6 exons. Gene Ontology annotation, molecular function: four-way junction helicase activity; ATP binding; 3'-5' DNA helicase activity. The coding region runs from base 133 to 3990 and encodes 1285 amino acids. Gene Ontology annotation, cellular component: cytoplasm; chromosome. The record is from RefSeq and is a predicted model, not a curated record.